CCGUGUCCAUGGAGAGCGGCUGAGCUGCCGCAGGACCUCCCUGGAAAGGGAAAGGAGGGGGGAGGAGGUGGAGGAGGCGAAGGAGGGAAAGAUGUCUGCUUCAUUGGUGCGAGCCACAGUCCGGGCGGUGAGCAAGAGGAAGCUGCAGCCCAUCCGGGCAGCCCUCACCCUGACACCAGCAGCUGUGAAUAAGAUAAAACAGCUUCUUAAAGAUAAACCUGAAAAUGUAGGUCUGAAAGUUGGGGUCCGGACCAGAGGUUGUAAUGGACUGUCUUACACUUUAGAAUAUACCAAGACUAAAGGAGAGUCUGAUGAAGAAGUUGUUCAGGAUGGAAUUAGAGUGUUCAUCGAAAAGAAAGCACAGCUAACACUUUUAGGAACAGAAAUGGACUAUGUAGAAGACAAAUUGUCCAGUGAAUUUGUUUUCAAUAACCCAAACAUCAAAGGAACUUGUGGCUGUGGAGAAAGCUUUAACAUUUGAAAACUCAGGACUACUUUGGCAUUAAGUACCAAGAAUGAUCGUGCUCAACCAUGUGGCUUUCUAAAGAAAUCAUGUUUCUUUCAGGUUCUGGGCCUUGCAGUGUAUGGCUCCCUUAUGAGGAAAAUAAAGUUAAUGCAUUUUGAAAAUAAAACCAUUGUGUAAAAUUCCAGAAAAAGUGGUCUUUGCACCAUCUUUUAGGUGACAGAUUGAGUUCUCGAAAAUUUCUGAGGAGCACUGUUACUAUUCUAUAAAGAAAAAAACAAUCCUUAUUCUGAGUUUAUACUUCCAUUUGUUAUUUCUCUUCUAACAAAUUUUCAUUGUCCUUAUCUUAUUGAUUAGAUUCAGUCUUGCAUUUCACCUAGUUGUGCACACAGUGGCUAUCUGACAGGUAUAAUUGUGGGAUUCAUCAUUUUUACAUUUCAAUUCCUGAUUUUUGACUCUCAAAAUUCAGAGGCAGAAAAUCUGACUCCUGGUGGCAGAGGACUUUGGAGAUCUCUCACCUAGCCAAAUUUGUCAGAGCCUUUUAAAAUGUUUAUCAAAGCUUUCUUUAUCAGGAGGCCUUAACUUGUAACAGUCUUGGUCACUGAGUAUAGAUAAGAGUUUUUAGGAACACUGUAAAGAAUUUCUAGGUGACAGCUCUUUCUAAAAAUAUAUAUAGCAGGUCCAUAAUUUUUAACUCCUUGUUUCUUCCACUCUAGUUGUCUUCCUGAAGCAUGAGUCCUAAGCUCAAUUAGAAUUUAAGGGCUGGAUAGGAUCGUAUAUGCCAUCUAGUCCAGCGCCCAAAGGCCUGAUACGGUGGGGCAGCCUCCCCAGGGUCACGUCCUUGAGAUCAUGGAACUAGCUAAUGGCAAAGCCAGGACCAGACUGAAGUUUCUUAACUCACAGACAGGCUUUCCACUGGGCCACAGUGCCUCGUUAAAGAUCCAUGUCCCUUAUCUCCUCAGAAGUCAUACAGAUUGUCUGUGUCUAUGCUUUUAGGCAGUAGAGGGAAGUGCAGGAUCUGUAUUUGUCUUGACUGUGAAAAGAAGAAAGUGACUUUUUUAGCUGGUUGACUUGUUAACUGAAUUCCUUAGUCCUUCAGUUAAGUGGAGUACUGUUUUCUUUAAGUGACAGAAUUUGUAGAGAAAGUUGUUUUAAUUGCAUUCUUUCUUUACAUCUCUACAACCACAGUUCAAAAACUGAAAGAGAGUGAGUAAUGGAGCAACCUGAAAAUCCUUUUUAAAAAAAUUAGUGUGACUACUAUAGCUGUUGUGCUCCCCUUCAGUAGAAUAUGGUUGUCUUUUCUAAAGUUUCAAAUUUAAUAUUUUCUGAAUCCUAACUUCUAUUGCUGGAAGAUUAAAGGAAUAGCCUUUUUUAAAAUGAACGUAAACUAAUACUCUUCCCCACUGUUUUUUCUGACAGUGUUCAUUUUAUAUCCUAGGUCUUGAUUCUGCAGGGUUUGACAUAUUGAAUGCUUUAUUUUGUGUGAUAGUAUCUGUGCUUCGUGUUUGAAAGUUAACACUGUCAGAACUGAAGUAGUUUUGAGUUCCUUUAAAUACGAUUGUCACGUUCAUAUCCUGCUCACUUGCAUCCUGUUCAUAGGAACCUGACGCACAACACGCACAAAACUUUAAGAAGUAAUAUUAUGUAAGUGAUGGUAACAACUUGUGUAGUAAAUAUUAUUUUGUUGAUCCAUUUAUAAUUUGUGCAAUAUUGUAUGUAGAAAUCUUUGUUGCCAAUAAAAUUGUAUCCUCUGUAUAA
This is a messenger RNA of Vombatus ursinus (common wombat), 2221 nucleotides long. RefSeq names its product iron-sulfur cluster assembly 1 (gene ISCA1). Gene Ontology annotation, cellular component: cytoplasm; mitochondrion. Gene Ontology annotation, biological process: iron-sulfur cluster assembly. NCBI's taxonomy places the organism in Eukaryota, Metazoa, Chordata, Mammalia, Diprotodontia, Vombatidae. Gene Ontology annotation, molecular function: 2 iron, 2 sulfur cluster binding. The transcript is spliced from 4 exons. The record is from RefSeq and is a predicted model, not a curated record. The coding region runs from base 92 to 481 and encodes 129 amino acids.